Molecule: messenger RNA, 3134 nt
Organism: Clarias gariepinus (North African catfish)
Lineage: Eukaryota; Metazoa; Chordata; Actinopteri; Siluriformes; Clariidae
Gene: jmjd6
Product: jumonji domain containing 6, arginine demethylase and lysine hydroxylase
Exons: 6
Coding region: 295-1506 (403 amino acids)
Biological process (GO): phagocytosis
Cellular component (GO): nucleus; cytoplasm
Molecular function (GO): histone H4R3 demethylase activity; P-TEFb complex binding
Source: RefSeq, a predicted model, not a curated record
GUUGACUUUCCUGUAACUCAUGUCGCUGUUAUCCGUUUUCCCAAGUUUUUCCUCCCCUGUGAAGUUUACUGGCUCCGGUAACCGUUUAAGAAAAAAAGCACCGUUUUCUUUUGUCUUUGUUAACCCGGAUGUGGUUUUAAGACAGACCCCUGAAUAACUUUUAUUUCCUGAAGUCACUGACGCUUUACUGCUUGUUUGCACUGUGUUCACGGGUACCGUGUGGAAAGCUAGCAUCGCCGGCUAACCACCUUAUUAUUUUUCUUGGAGACUCCGCUUCAAUCACCCUCAUAAGGAAUGAACCACAAAAGUAAGAAACGAAUCAAAGAAGCGAAACGGAGCGCUAGACCUGAGCUGAAGGAUUCCUGUGACUGGACAAAACAUAACUACUUCGAGACUUUUGAUCUUUCGCUCCGGACAGUGAAGGACGGUGUGGAACGUGUGGAUGCCCUGCAUCUGAGCCUGGAGGAGUUCAUUCAACGCUUCGAGAAGCCUUACAAGCCCGUAGUUCUUCUUAACUGCCAGGAAUCAUGGCCUGCCCGGGAGAAAUGGACUGUGGAACGCCUGAAGCGCAAGUACCGAAACCAGAAAUUCAAAUGUGGGGAGGACAAUGACGGCUACUCUGUGAAGAUGAAGAUGAAGUAUUACGUUGAAUAUAUGGAGUCCACGCGAGAUGACAGUCCACUUUAUAUCUUCGACAGUAGUUACGGUGAGCAUGCCAAACGUCGCAAACUCCUUGAAGACUAUCAGGUGCCUGUCUUCUUUAGAGAUGACCUAUUUCAAUUUGCUGGGGAGAAGCGCCGGCCACCUUACAGGUGGUUUGUGAUGGGCCCUGCACGCUCUGGCACAGGCAUUCACAUUGACCCACUAGGUACGAGUGCGUGGAAUGCCCUGGUGCAAGGUCAUAAGCGCUGGUGCCUGUUCCCCACACACACCCCACGUGAGCUUAUCAAGGUAACACGAGAUGCGGGCGGCAACCAGCAGGAUGAAGCCAUCACCUGGUUCCGUGUGAUUUACCCACGCACACAGUUACCUUCCUGGCCUGCUGAAUUCAGGCCACUGGAGAUUCUGCAAGGCCCUGGUGAAACAGUCUUUGUUCCUGGUGGCUGGUGGCACGUUGUCCUCAACUUGGAGACUACUAUUGCAGUCACUCAGAAUUUUGCAAGUACCACAAACUUCCCCAUUGUUUGGCACAAGACUGUUCGUGGGCGGCCUAAACUGUCCAGGAAGUGGUACAGAAUUCUAAAACAGGAGCGGCCAGAUUUAGCUGCUCUGGCAGACAAAGUGGACCUGCAGGAGUCCACAGGAAUUGCUUCAGACAGCUCUAGCGACUCCUCAUCCUCAUCUUCCUCUAGUUCCUCCGAUUCUGAUUCAGAGGCUGGAUCAGGCUGUGAGGGUGAUACGAUGACGCACCGCAGGAAGAAGCAAAAAACCUCCGUCAUGAUGGAAAAUGGUGAUAGCACAAGUAAAGAUGACUGUGUAAGCAAAGAACGUAGCUCCUCGCGAUGACAUCCCCUCCUGAUAACUCCACCAGCGGGAUCACCCCGUCAUCUUGCCCUCACCCUGGUUUGCUGCUCAAAUAAAUCACCAGUGACUUAAAUGGCCCAAGAAGAAAGUAAUGAUCAUAUAGUAUUUUUUUUUUUUUUUGACAGGGUGAACUUUGAAAUACUGUGAUGAGGAUUGUGGCUGUGGGAUCUGCAUAAUGGCAGGCUAAACAGUACAGUCUUUUUCUUUCCUUAUCAAUAUUUGGUUGGGAUAAGUGUUGGUGUUUAUUUGCCACACUCCAUUUCACUUAAUCUACUGGAGACGGUUCUUUCUUUUUGUAUAAUUUAGCCUUUUUUUGCUUGCUGAUUUAUUACGGUUCUAUACCUUAAUGUUCAUGCUUCACACUUGUGGACCCAGAUGCAGUUAAAUCUAAAUAACUAUUUUGUUGCUUGAUAACAUGUUACAGCUCACAUAGCUGCGUUACUGCAGGGGUUUUAUGAAUUCAUGUUGGAUUUUAUAUUAAAUUCAUUUUUGAAGUUCACUUUUUAAGAGUAAUACUCCAGAUUUUAAUACAAUGUACCUCUAUGUGCACAAACAUGCAAGAAAUAGACAUUUAAUUUUACAAAAAAUGUAUGCACCAAAAUGUGCUGUUAAUACAAUACAUUAUUUGUUACUUUUCUUUUGGAAGCCUUCAGAGCAACAAUUCACCUAGUUGUAGAAUGAGUGUGCAGUUCUUAACAGAACUUUGAACAGAUGUCUUUCAAACUUCAAGUGAACCUGGUUAUGACUCCACUGAUCUUUUACCCUUUUCCUAAAAUUGAACUGUGUUUAUUCUAAUGGUUAAAUAGAGAAUUUAAAGUUACUGGGUAUUUUUCUCUGGAAGGAAGCAAAUAGUUCUAAUACGGUGUGUGCCAAAAUAUACAGUACUUAAACCUGCGCUUCUUGGACAUGCAUUUGUUUAACGAGGCAUGGCUCUAGCUGCACAUGUUUGAUGGUAAAAAAAAAAAAAAAAAAAAGUUUGGUUGUGCAUUUGUUUUUGGAAAUGUCUCGAUAAAGGAAAAGUAUUCAUAGUUAAGUAUUAUUUCUGUUCAUGCGGAAGUGGUCGUAAACGGGGACAGAGUUUUUAAAAAGGUGGCAGAACACAUUCCUUCUCACCACCUGAUGCCUACUUGUGGGGAAUGUUAAGCAGGAGUGUGUUCAACUGUGAGGUUCUGCCAAGAACUGUGCCUGCAUUACCCAAGCAAAUCAUUUCCUUCUGCAUCAAUCUUUGAUCUAGAUUCUUGGGAAUCUGCGUAAACGAUAUGAACACGGCCUACAGCGAGGUGGUGCACACGCACUUUGAACACUUACUUUACAUUAUGCAUACCACGGUAAAUCAACACACUGAGUGUUACUUUCUUUCAGGAGAAAUAAACUCGGAUGACACCAAGGUAAUAUUUUUCAUCUUUUCAUUUCAGUACUGUAUAUUUUGCUGUAUAUUGUAUUUGCAACUAAUGAUGGUGCAUAUAUUUUAUUACAAAACUAUGGGUCUCUUCUUGCUUUUCAAUGUAAAUGCACAUAAUUGCAAAAAUGUUUAUCUGUACUGAGAGCUGAAAUCUCUCCAAAUGAAAAUGUAAAGAUGUUAAAUUGUCAGUAAAUGUUUGUGAUAAAUA